AUGCCCUUGACAAACCAACAGAUUUGCUUUCUGAAUGGAAGUCCAGAUGAAGUCAUCCGUAGCUUGUUUUAUAACAAGAACAAUGACUCGCUUAUAACCGUAUCAGUUCAUGGUUCUGCAAAUUUCAGUGCUUUAAGAUGCAGGACAACUCGAAUUGAGUAUAUACGCCGUGGAAAGUCAGAUGCUGGUUUCCCUCUUUUUGAGACAGAAUCGUCGAGGUGGCCAGGUUUCGUGGUGUUUGAUGAUGUAAACGGAAAGGUGCCGACUUACUCUGCUCAAGACAGGUUGGUGAAAUUACAACAAAUCUGGAGCUGUUGCUUUCAUGCUGAUGAGGGGCGCAGAACUAACUUAAGGAUGUGUCGUUGUCUCUGCAAAGGGAGUUUUUGCUUGGUGCGUCACUCUAUUCGGAGAUGCAACGUCGUGUUUGCCUGGGUAGGUUUUUACCUUUCAUAUGGUCAUUGUUGCCUCAUGCUUUUCUCAGAGAGGGUUUUAUCUGUACUGCCGUCUCUCCUCUUCGUAGUGCUGCUAUGCGUACUGCCACUCGGCGACUUUUUUCUCUAUUUCUUUUUUGCUUUCUUUGGGCAUGGUCGUGUUGUUGCCCCGGCCAUCUUAGUUGCUUCGCUACUUUGGCCAGGUUGUAUGGAUGUUUGCUUUAUCUAUAAAGCGGGGUGAAAGCCUAUUUUGAGAAGGUUU
This is a messenger RNA of Triticum dicoccoides, 693 nucleotides long. RefSeq lists its product as uncharacterized. The transcript is spliced from 4 exons. The record is from RefSeq and is a predicted model, not a curated record. The coding region runs from base 1 to 672 and encodes 223 amino acids. NCBI's taxonomy places the organism in Eukaryota, Viridiplantae, Streptophyta, Magnoliopsida, Poales, Poaceae.